Molecule: messenger RNA, 767 nt
Organism: Micromonas pusilla CCMP1545
Lineage: Eukaryota; Viridiplantae; Chlorophyta; Mamiellophyceae; Mamiellales; Mamiellaceae
Exons: 1
Coding region: 7-627 (206 amino acids)
Biological process (GO): axonemal dynein complex assembly
Cellular component (GO): cytoplasm
Molecular function (GO): protein-folding chaperone binding; dynein intermediate chain binding
Source: RefSeq, a predicted model, not a curated record
CGCGCGAUGGCGGGCGUCGGCGACAUGCUGGCGAUCUCGUCCCUCCUCGGAGGCGGCGACCGCGACGACGACGAGCGCGCGUCGUCCUCCGCCGCCGCGACCGGCGCGUCCAACUCCAACCCCGCCGCGAUCUACGUCGGGAAGGACGACGGCGUGCCCGUCCCCGCGGUCAAGCGCGGGGGGAUUCGCGCGCGAGCGGAUCCGAAGGCGGUGUGGGACGCGUCCGAGCUCGAGGACGACUUCGACUUCGACGACGACGACGACGACGACGGCGGCGGCGGCGACGGCGACGGCAGCUUCGCUCUGAAGACGCCCAAAUACGAGUUCCUGUACAAGCAGGCCGUGAGCACCGCGGACGCGUUCCUAGGCAUGGCGCACAACAAAGACCCGGGGACGCGAAGCUGCGAGGACGUCGUGAUGAAGAUGUACCUCCCGGGCACGACGGCGAUGCGCGACCUGGACCUGGACGUGCAGAAGGACAGGCUAAGGCUGAGGAGCGCGCUGUACAAGCUGUCCGUGUACUUGCCGCACGUCGUGGACCCGGACGCGGGGAAGGCGGAGUGGGACGCGGCGAGGGAGUGUCUGAAGGUGACGAUGCCGAUCGCGGAGGAGGACGGCGAAUGGUGACAGAUGGGUUUGGAUUUCACGCGGCUCGGCUCGGCGACGACGCGAAGACCAGAAAACAUGAUUUAACGCGCUGUGAACGAACGGGCGUUACAUACCAGCGAUAGGAUGUAGUUAAGUUAAGGUAUCCUUGAUGAUGAUGA